AUGGAGCCAAAGAGGCCCCGUGUCACCCUAUUAGCCAAGUCGGAGGCUGCUGCUGGGGAUGGCCGCCUUCGCCCAGCCCCGGCCCGAACCUGGGAGGAGCGCCCUGAGGUGCUCAAGUCCUCGCCAGAGGCCACCCGCAAAGCCCCAGUUCCCGUCCGGCGAGUUCCGGUGAAGCGGACUGCGGCAGCUGCAGGCCUUGACGCCACUGCCACCAAUGCCACCAAUGCGACCAAUGCCACCAAUGGGGUGAAGCGCAAAGGGGCCAGCAAUGCUUUGAAAGUGGGCAUCAGCCAACGCAUACCAAAGCCACCUUCUGUGCCGCCGGCCCUGAAGUCCAACCGGGUGGAUGUGGAGGCUGUGGUGACCCCUACAACCGGGACCAAGCCUGCACCUGCGCCCGUCAAGGUGGCAGCAAAGGUGCCAGUCGCACCCGCAGAGGCUGCAGCGCAGCCUGCUGCAGGCGUGCAGCCUGCUGCAGUGCAGUCUGCUGCAGUUCGCUUUAGCGUCGGUGGGCAAACCUUCCAAAUUGCAGCGAAGCUGGUAAGGGCCAAGCCAGACACCGUUCUUGCCAAGGUUUUGGCAAGGAGUGAUGCUGGCAUAUCACUGAAUGUCCCCGUGGACGUUUGCCCGGACAGAUUUCGACUGAUUUUGGACUGGUACCGCUAUGGCGAAAUCUGGGUACCAGCAACACUAGCAACAGAGGCCGUGCUCAAAGAUGCGGCUCGGCUCGAGUUGCCAGAGGAGAUUGUCGUGAAUGGCACUUUGCGCAGCACGCGUGCCGUCAGCGCCAAGCAAGUCGGGCGGACCUUGAUUGCAGGCGUUGUCAACAGGUGGCCUGGCUUCCGUGCAUUCUUCACCCAGACGCUGAAUCAGAUAGAUCAGCACUUCCUAUCAGCCGCGUCUUCAUCCAGUACGAGCGUUGCGGCCAACGAUGAUGAAGCAGCAGCUGCCGAAGAAGCUUUCGACUUCCCGCGCUUUGUGCUGCCGCUCUUUCGGGAGGGAUGGGUGACACCAACUCAAGUUUGCAGUGCGGCAAGGGCCAGAGUCCUGGCGUUGAAGCUGGAGGAACUUGGCUAUCUUUGCGAGUUUUCGGAUUCCGAACUUCUGGUGAGUCUGCCUCUGAAGCUUCGCUGCGAGUUGAUGCCUUCAAGUGGGCCAGAUGCUGCAGAAGCAGAGGCAUCUCAGCCAGAGGAAGCAAAUCACGGCAGCUGA
This is a messenger RNA of Effrenium voratum, 1212 nucleotides long. The record is from the annotation of a GenBank genome assembly. Lineage: Eukaryota; Dinophyceae; Suessiales; Symbiodiniaceae.